AGCGGGUUUGUGGUGUACCCUGUACCCGAAGCGUCGGUCGAGGCCGGUUUCGUGGCGGGGGAAGGGGUUGGGAAAUGAUAACGAGACCCAUCCUGACAAGGUGAGCAGGGCCCUGACAGGGUGUGGGGCUGCCCCGUGUCCCCUAUGGCGGCUGCGGGCGGGACGGGACAGGGUGCCCUGCGCUGCCCGGCCGUGCCCUGCGCACAGCAGCACCUGCGGGAAACUGCAAGGCGCUGCAGGCAAUGUCAGCCCGUGCCCUUCCCUCGCGCCGGGCCCCAGCUGGUGCUGCGGCAUCCAAAUCCUGCCAUGAGCAGGUCGCUAACGCAGGGGGUAACAAGAGCUCACCUGUGCCGCUCUUUCUGCCUCUGCAGUUGUUAUUGUGAUAGCCUCUGAAAGUCUGGACUGUUUCGAAAUGCAGUUCUAAACUCCCUCACAGACACGCAGAAAGAAAAAAAAAUCACUAGCUGAAAAUAUAGCCAGGUACCAUUUUGUGUUUACUCAUGUUACUGGGGGGAAAAGCUAAUUCAAGGCAAAACUCAUAUGCUUUUCAUGCAUCUUUGACGUGAGCACACAAAUCUGUAGAGCAUUUCCAAAAUUUCAUAGAAAUAAUUAAAAUCUCUGUGUAAAUAUUGGAGAAACAUUGAAAUGUUACUGCUUUAUGCGACUGACAUGAAGUUGCAGAAAAGCAUACAUGUAAAUUUAGGUUAAACUAAAAAAUAAGCAAGCUCAAAAGGCAGAGAGGGAAAUGUGUCUGUGGUAGUUUAAAUAAGAACUGGAAAAAUAAUCUCUAGAUUAGUAAAAUUAAUGUAUCAGUGUGCUAAUAACAUUGUAACACUUUACUGUACCCUUAAGGUUAAUAACAUUGUAAUGCUUUAUUGUACCCUUAAGGUGAAGGAAAUCUGUUAUCAUCCAAAGAUAGCGGGGGUGUAAGUAAAAAAAGAAAAAAAAUUGGGUUUUAGGUCUAUAAUAAUUUAUUCCAGGUAUUUCAUAUCAUUUCAUUCUAUACACCAAGACUGAGCCAGAAUAAUCUGUCCUAUUACUUUGUAAAAUGGAAAGUUGCUACAUUGCAGCCAUGGAUUCAAAGCUUUCCCUGACUGCCUGGAAGAUGCCAAAUGCUGUAAGGUUGUGUUGCAUCACGUGGUGCAAUAUUGAAAUCUUUCCUAAUACCGCAGUACACUGCAGUAGAAUGGUUUUAAUGCAGAUUACCUGGAGAUUAUUCAAACAGUCCACGUUACCUCACCGAAACACGAAGGAAAUUGGUGUGAUCCUCCUGGCAUCAUGCUGCAGUGCCAUGCUGCAGGAUAUUGCAGGAGCAGGAAACUUUUUGACACCUUUAGCUCUGCACUGAUUUAUUGUUUCAGAGUGGGAUGAUAGAGCAAAAGUAGCACGGCAGUGACUGCACAGUAAAUCACAGAAAACUGAGGGGGAGCAGUUCUUUUCACAUUGUUCUCAGGUAGCAGCGUGUAGAAAUCAUCUGACAGACAAAUCUCUAGUGAAAGCUUUUUAGUUUAAGGUUUAUAGCUUUUCCCUUCUAAGAGUUAGAGCUCACUGGUGUCUUGAGGAUAAUAUUUUUCCAAAAGUAUAUAAUAAAUUUCAUGACAGCUGCUUAAUUUUUUUUUAUUCAAAUGUGAAAGAGAGUACAGUUUAGUCCAAGAAAUGCUGACAUGCAUGAUUUUUCAGAGAGCUGCUGCUCCAGGCUUUUGAGUCAACUGUCUCACACAUACACCAAAUUGCUGCUCUGGCUUUCAUUAUAUUCAUAUUCUGUAUUUGUUAAAUACUGCAGGGUAUGGUACAAUGGUUAAAAUAUUACUUCCACGGUGAAUAAUUUAAAGCGCUGAAGUUACUACACAUUAAAAAAAGGCAAAUUAUAUGUGGGUAGGUUUUUUCCCCGAAUAGUGAUAAAGAGAAUUUAAGAUAAGCUUUAUAUGUAUCACACUUUUAAUCUAAGAUUCUUUACAGAAUGUUUUUUAGGGGACUUUUCCUAAAUCUUAAGGAUGAUAAACAGAGAAGACAAAAGAAAUGAAGAGAGGAGGUUAAAACAAAACCUCUCAUCUGAGAUUUGACCUCAGAAGGGAAAUCCUGGAGGUGAAGCCAUUGCAGAGAAGAAGUAAAAGAAGGAAGUGUCUGUGUGACAAGAAAGCCAUUUAACAAUGAAAAAAUUCACACUGUUUGAUUUUGUAAAUGAUAAUUCACUGCAAAUUGGAGAGACUUCAUGGAUCCAGGACCUUCCCUGUGAUGACAUUGAACUAGAAAGGCUUCUGAAACCUAAUGAGCAUGUACUUGUAAACUGGCCUGUGGGAGAAAGAAAGACAGAAAAGCACCUGGUGAAAGUUGUGUACAUGAGUGAUGACCCCCAAGAGCUGGUAGAAAUGAUGCAAAAGAUAUUACGAGCAGAUGAAAUUACAAAAAUACAAGUCCUUGGAAAAGGCAAGAGGAAGAGGAUAGAAAUGAUAUUCUCAGAAAGUGAGGACAGUGACCUGGAUAAAGAAAAGGGGAAGAUGAUGAAACAUAUAAAAAGAAAGAAAUCAUUGCAGGCAUCUGCUCCUGCCAACAUCCUGAGUCAACUUGAAACAUCUUUAAUUAACAAACAGAGAGAACCAUAUUCAGGAAGCAACUUUCUAUAUAGUGAAAGUAGCAGUGAUGAUGAAGAACCUUUAUUUCAACUCUCCAAGGUAGAACUGUGUGCCAAAAUUAAAAGUCUCAAGAGGAAGCUGACAGAUACCAUGAGAGAAAACUGCCGCCUAAGGCAGUCCCUGGUGAUGCUUCAAGUGCUGCCACAGGCAGUCACUCACUUUGAGGAACUGGUAGGGAUGGCUGAAGCGCUGCUCAAAGGGGGAGUGACAUCAUCCACGUCCAGUCUGCAUCCCCAUGCUGUUUGGAAGGCAUCUCACAAUCCAUUAGCAGACUCCUAUGCAGCUAUGCAUAGUAACUCCAGCUCACCAAUCACUCUGAAUGUGGAAGAUGAGGAGCAACAGACUGAAAAACAGUUCAAGAUCGAAAAGUGGCAGAUUGCACUUUGUAACAAGAGCAAACCUCAAAAAUUUAUAAAUGACUUGAUGCAAGCACUUUAUACACAUGAAUACAUGGCUACACACAGCCUGACAGGUGCAAAGUCCUCCUCUUCAAAGGACAAAGCAGCAAAACCAGCUAUGAAUCAGAAUGAAGUUCAGGAAAUCAUAGGAAUCACAAAACAGUUGUUUCCAAACACAGAUGAUGCUUUAAUUAGGCGAAUGAUGGGACAAAAACUGAACAAUUGCACCAAGAAGCCAAUUUUAAGCAAAGACCUUAACUCAGGUGCUUUUCAAAAACAUAGUUUUUGUGGUUCAACAGCUGCUCCUCAGGGCAUCAUCUCUUCGGCUGUUCCUCCUUGCACACAAGACCAGCAGGAUGAUGAUUCACCAGCUGCUAAUGCACAACUUCAGCAAAGUGACAGCUGCCUGACUCCUCCACCUCCCGCCCCAGAAGGUCAGCAGGAGUGUCCCAAACCCACUUCUUCUAAGGUGGAGUCUCAACUCGCCAGCAGCUCACCAGCGCCCUCUCCCAGCCAGGGUUGUGGACAGAAUCUCAGGAAUUCAGACAAGGAAUAACAGGUGUUUCAUUCCAGCUCAUGUGCUCAACAGAGAUUAAGAAGCAGUAUAAAAUAAAAAAA
This is a messenger RNA of Zonotrichia albicollis (white-throated sparrow), 3649 nucleotides long. The record is from RefSeq and is a predicted model, not a curated record. NCBI's taxonomy places the organism in Eukaryota, Metazoa, Chordata, Aves, Passeriformes, Passerellidae.